Humulus lupulus (European hop) is the source of this 1198-nucleotide messenger RNA. Its product is annotated as 2-oxoglutarate-dependent dioxygenase DAO-like. The coding region runs from base 17 to 1000 and encodes 327 amino acids. Lineage: Eukaryota; Viridiplantae; Streptophyta; Magnoliopsida; Rosales; Cannabaceae. The transcript is spliced from 2 exons. The record is from RefSeq and is a predicted model, not a curated record. Gene Ontology annotation, molecular function: dioxygenase activity; indole-3-acetaldehyde oxidase activity. Gene Ontology annotation, biological process: auxin catabolic process.
AAUUAAUAAAAGAAAAAUGGAGAACGGUGACGAUGAAAAUGAAGUGAUUAAUAAUAUUGAUACGAAUAGUCAUAGUGAUAGUGAUAGUAAGAGUACUGUUCCGGUGAUUGAUAUGAGAGAGUUUGGAGACUUAUCAGAUUCAGAAAAAGCUUACGAGAAACUGAGAGAAGCUUGUGAGGAAUGGGGUUGUUUCAGGAUCAUCAACCAUGGAAUCUCUCCAGCUUUGAUGUCGGAGAUGAAGACCGUCGUCCGGUCUCUGCUUGAUCUUCCGGCGGAGAUCAAGCAGAGAAAUACUGACGUCAUCGCCGGAAGUGGGUACAUGGCGCCGUCGCCGGUGAACCCUCUAUACGAAGCCUUAGGCCUCUACGAUUUGGGCUCGCCGGAGGCCCUUCGCUCCUUUUUUGAUCAGUUGGAUGCCUCUCCUUACCAAAGAGAUGUAAUUGAAAAGUAUGCUAAAGGAGUACAUGAGAUGGCCAUGGACAUGGGAAGAAAGUUAGCAAAGAGCCUUGGUGUAAAAAGUGAUCUAUUCAAGGGAUGGACUUGCCAAUUCAGAAUAAACAAGUACAAUUUCAACCCACAAUCAGUGGGAUCUUCUGGGGUACAACUACACACAGAUUCUGGUUUCUUGACUGUUCUUCAAGAAGAUGAAAAUGUUGGAGGACUUGAGGUCAUGAACAAGAAUGGUGAGUUUGUGGCUGUUGAGCCUUGCCCGGGAACUCUACUACUCAAUCUUGGGGAUGUUGCUAGGGCAUGGAGCAAUGGCAGGUUCUGCAAUGUGAAGCACAGAGUACAAUGCAAAGAAGCAGCAGUUAGAGUAUCAAUAGCUUCAUUUCUUUUGGGACCAAAAGAUGAAACGGUGGAAGCCCCUCAGGAGCUGGUGGAUAGUGAACACCCUCGUCUCUAUCUCCCUUUCAGUUAUGAAGAUUACAGGAGUCUCAGACUGUCCAAGAAAUUGCAUGCUGGUGAAGCCCUUCAACUCAUACAAGCACAUAUUGCCUAGUGAAACCGAUGAGUUUUACAUGGCUUAUCUCUUAAUUUGCAAUUUGUCAAGAAUAAGAGCCUCUUUCUCCUUUCUUUAAAUGGGUGUUUAGCAGAACCAACAUGGUUAAUAAUAGUCAAAGAUGUUGAGUCAAUUGAAUGUAUCUAAAACAAUCCUAUCUUUGCAUUUAUAAAAGAAAACAGUUUUUAGGUCCCAAAA